AUGCCUAAGCAACUCCAGAAAUCUCUUUCAGAUUACCUGACAAAGAAAAAAAAGAAAGCCACAGCACAACAAACUACUAAUUCCGCCAAUAAGACUCUCUCAUCGUCCACUAGCUGGUUGCUCCGGGGGUGUAGGCACCCCAAAACACCUUCAUUCUCAGCCGUUGAUCGCAAAGAGAAGAAUGUACAAGGCGAAAACGAAGCUGCAACACUUGCAGAUGUUGAUCGUUUCGUCUUUGAGAACUUUAAAUCCUUUUAUUACAAAGAUGAUGAUAAUGAAGCGGAAAUUGUAGAAAAUCCAAAUUCAUUGUCUGAGUCUCCAAGGCACAUCAUUCCGCCAUUAAAUCACACCGGAUCUCGUCGUUUUUUCAUUGCACCUGGUUCGUCAAGCUCCCUAAUUGAAGAAGCACGGACGAGCAUGACAGUUUCUGACGACACUGGAUCCACCUCAGCCAUCACCAUCACCACCGUGACCAACACCAAUUCAAAUGAAUUAUCGGCAAUCAGCACUGAAUACUCGAAGGAAACACUGAAUGCGAAUGAUUUUAUUACACUAGUAACGUAUUCUCCGAGUCCGUACGACGAUUUCAGGCAAUCGAUGCAGGAGAUGAUGGAGGCGAGGUUGAAGGAUCAAGGCAAAAUCAAUUGGGAAUUUAUGGAAGAGCUAUUGUUUUGUUAUCUAGAUUUGAACGAUAAGAAAUCGUACAAGUACAUACUUAGUGCGUUUGUGGAUCAGAUCGUCAUUUUGCGUGAAAACUCCGGCAGAGUACCGGCGAUAUCACGGAAUGUUCGACCAUUGGAUGGGGAAUUAAACCAAAGGGAUACGUAACGUAAGAAAUUAGUCACGGGUUUAAUUUAUAAUUUAGUGGGGGAAAGAACAAUGAAUUGUUAUUUUUUGUUGCUUCACAUGCAAAUAUCACUAGUUUUUAGCAUUUUCGUCACGUCACUUUAUUUAUAAUUUAAGUUUACUUCUUUUCC
Solanum lycopersicum (tomato) is the source of this 977-nucleotide messenger RNA. It is a transcript of the gene OFP7, whose product is annotated as OVATE family protein OFP7. The record is from RefSeq and is a predicted model, not a curated record. Gene Ontology annotation, biological process: negative regulation of DNA-templated transcription. Lineage: Eukaryota; Viridiplantae; Streptophyta; Magnoliopsida; Solanales; Solanaceae.